AUGAAGGAAAUUAACAUAAAUAUUGAAGGUUAUAACGUAAAUGGCAUUUGCGUGGGCUGCCUAAACUACAAUAGGAAGAUGUUUUACAAAAACUCUGUCAUAGAUGUUUUCAAAACUAUCGCAGAAAUCGAUGUCCCAGAUGGUUUAGCAAUACAAGUGUGUUGGGAAUGUCUCGCAACUGUAAACAAAAUUGUGAAAUUCAAGCAACAAAUACUCAAAUCAUAUGAUAUUCUUGCUGCAUAUUCUAACAUUUAUCCAUUCCUGAACAAUCCGAGUGACCUGUCUCAACAUGCAUCUAAUAUAUUGGGAACGCAAACAAAUGCAUCCCCAACAAUAGAUGUAGAAGAAAAGGUAGAAGAACAAGAGAUUAAAGAAGAUUCAAUCAAAAUUGAAUUAAGACCAGAGAAUCUAGAUGUCAAAGAUGAACCAAUAGACACAGCUAUGGAUGGUUUAUCUUCAGAUGAUGAUAUGCUUCUGGCUGACUUGAAGCGGGAAGAAAGUGAAGACAAAGAAAGGAAGAAAGUCAAAAGAAAAAGGAAGAAACUAGUUGAAACAGGAGACUCACCAAAGCGAAACCGCCUAAAGAAUCUACCGAAAGGCAUAGUAGAUGUGUACGUGAUGAACGAAGAGGAGAUGUGGGCCACACGAGAACGAGACGUGCAGAGCGAAGAGUUUAGCAAGAUGAAAUACAAGUGUACGGAUUGUGUGCGAAGCUUCAUAUCCCAGAAGGCGAUGGGGUUCCAUUUUAUAGGAAAACACACGCCAAAGGAGAAACAUUCGAUACCUUGCGACGUGUGCAAUGCGUAUUUCUUGCAUCAGGAGAGCUUAUCGUUGCACAGGAGCUUGCAUUACAACGCUUUUAUAUGUCGCGUCUGCGGCUUGGUAACUACCCUCAAAAGUUUGAUCGCGAAACACGAGUGCGCCAAAGCUGCCAAGAUACACGUCUGUUCCUUAUGCAAUAAAAGUUUUAGUUCAAAAUCCAAGCUGAUCUACCACAGGAGUGUAUGCAAUGAAGAAAAACCGCAGUGCGAUUGUUGUGGAAAGGUUUUCGCGAACAAAAUCACAUUAAAAUCACACAUUAACUAUAUGACGGGCGUCCUGCCUAAGAAGAAGAAGAAACCCACCAACGUGUUCAUACCGUGUAAGGGCUGCGACAAGGUCUUCCAGUCUUUGAAGAGUUAUAGGGCUCAUGUUGUUGUCCACGAUGGCGUGAACUACCCCUGUCCAAUCUGCGGGAAACUGUUUCGUUGGAAGCGGAAUCUUGCCCGGCACACGCGCAACCACAAAGACAAGGAGUCCGGUAACGCGCCGCAGUGCAAGGACUGCGGGAAGACGUUCUCGAGUCGCGACUGCUACAAUAAUCACAUGAAGCUGAGCAAGAGGCACGUGCACGAGAGUGCGCUGGUUCACGCCUGCCAAUACUGCAACAAGCGCUUCGCGACGAAGUGGUGCAUGGUGGAUCACAUAGACUGGGACCAUCUCAAACGCAUCAAGUAUAGGUGUCGCGUGUGUUAUAAGCCCUUCAAAACAUCCAAAAUAAUGGUUGCGCACAUGAACAAUAUACACGAAGGCAGAAAUAAACAACAGGAGUUAGAGGGAGAGCAUCUCUGCGAAGUCUGCGGCAAGUCUUAUAAGACGGUGAAACGGCUAAAAGGCCACGUGUGGGCGAUGCACACGAAGCGUUCGGACACGAAGAGUUUCAAGUGCGCCCUCUGCCCGGCCACCUUCAGCUGGCAGACCUCCAUCUACAAGCACAUGCGCAUGAUGCACGGGGACAAGCGGGCGAAGCAACCUCGUGCUCCUCCACCUAUGAAGCAAGAGAGCUUUCCGGACGUCGAACUGGCGACCCGCAUGCAGUACUUCCCACAGAGUAUAGGCGGAUUACCACCCAUACAACCCAUCAAUAUCGUACAAAAUAUCGUUUAA
Leptosia nina is the source of this 1926-nucleotide messenger RNA. The record is from the annotation of a GenBank genome assembly. Lineage: Eukaryota; Metazoa; Arthropoda; Insecta; Lepidoptera; Pieridae.